AUGGACAUCUCAGACAACCUUGCCCUCCUCCAGCUUCAAUUGGCACAGAAUGCAAUGCGGCAGACUGAUGAAGAUUUUGAGGAAGACAUCAUCGUGUGCACCGGCCUGAUCAUAUAUGGUCUAGAGGAGGCACGCCGCCUACGCUCUGAAAGACGGUGUCUGCGAAGACUGUACUUGACACGUCCUGACCUCCUUCCAAACCCACGUCAAGAUACACCAUGGCAGGUCCUUUAUGAGAGCCGGAACGAUCGCGCGUUCAUAACCACAAUGGGAUUCAAUGUCACGACCUUUCACAAGAUUUUGGAUCACGGGUUCAGGGAUUUAUGGAACAACCAGGCGAUUCCUCGCUGUGAAACCAAUGCUGAGUCAAGGCCACGACUUGGUGGCCGAUCUCUCAAUGCUGAAGGCGCGCUCGGACUCGUUCUCCAUUGGCUCAACUCGACUAUGCUCGACGUUAGUCUGAUGCAAAUCUUUGCUCUUGUUCCUACUACAGUAUCCCGAUACAUCACCUUUAGUUUAUCAAACCUUCUUUUCACACUUCGUCGAAUGCACGAGGCAGGCAUUCGGUGGCUUGUCGGGGAUGAGUUUCAGGAGAAUAACGGUCUCAUUGUGGAUCGUCAUCCACUUCUCAAUGGUGCAUUUGGCAGUAUGGAUGGCUUGAAUCUACCUGUCCAAACAUCACCGGACCAGGAGAUCGAGAACACAACGUUCAAUGGUUGGCUUCAUGACCAUUUUGUGAGCAGUGUGUUUGCUUUCAGUGCAAAGGGUGAGAUCAUCACAUGUAACCUCAAUGCUCCAGGUAGCUGGCACGAUUCACGUGUUGCUCGCCCCAUCUAUGAGAAGUUACGAGCCCAGACACCAGAAGGUUACUAUCUCGUCACUGAUACGGCAUUCCCUAGAGGAACCGAUCAGAUCGCAGGCCGUAUCAGAGCUCCAAUGAAAGACGGAGCUCGUCUCCCUCUCAACCGUUUGGAACGAGAGAGACUCCUUCAAGAAGACCGACAACUUUUGUCUUACAGGCAGACCGCUGAGUGGGGUAUGCGCACCAUUCAAGGUACCUUCGGCUGCUUACAUGUACCUCUUCAAAUCGCGUACCACGAAAUUCGGGGUGAUCUCCUCGAAACCUGUGCACGCUUGUUCAAUCUCAGGGCACGAGAUGUUGGUAUCAACCAGAUACGGUCCGUUUAUAUGCCAAUUUGGAGGGAAGAUGAGCAGGAAGAACUUUGGAUGACUUUUGAGAGCAUGUUGUUUUCGAUGCAGAGAAAGAAUGACCUGGUUGGACGUUUUCAUAUGAUUGUAGUUGAAUAA
Laccaria bicolor S238N-H82 is the source of this 1308-nucleotide messenger RNA. RefSeq lists its product as uncharacterized. The record is from RefSeq and is a predicted model, not a curated record. Bases 1 to 1308 code for a protein of 435 amino acids. Lineage: Eukaryota; Fungi; Basidiomycota; Agaricomycetes; Agaricales; Hydnangiaceae. The transcript is spliced from 2 exons.